Messenger RNA from Lodderomyces oxycetoniae, 1395 nucleotides. RefSeq names its product Mac1p (gene MAC1). Bases 1 to 1395 code for a protein of 464 amino acids. NCBI's taxonomy places the organism in Eukaryota, Fungi, Ascomycota, Pichiomycetes, Serinales, Debaryomycetaceae. Gene Ontology annotation, cellular component: nucleus. Gene Ontology annotation, biological process: intracellular copper ion homeostasis; intracellular iron ion homeostasis; positive regulation of transcription by RNA polymerase II. The transcript has a single exon. The record is from RefSeq and is a predicted model, not a curated record. Gene Ontology annotation, molecular function: RNA polymerase II cis-regulatory region sequence-specific DNA binding; DNA-binding transcription factor activity, RNA polymerase II-specific; copper ion binding.
AUGAUUUUGAUAAAUGAUGCCAAAUACUCAUGUAUGGAGUGCAUAAGAGGACACAGGUCUUCUCAGUGUAAACAUCACACGAGACCGUUGCUACAAGUGCGAACUAGAGGACGACCGGGAGGCUAUGCUAAUGGGAAUCCGAACCACCGAGUAGCUGUGUUUGCUGAGGAGAUUGCCCAGGACGACGACGAUGAUGCGCUGUUGCUGCUGCUGCUGCUGCUGCUAAAUAUGAAAAACAACUGCAAAUCUCAACCUAUUGUCAUUUUGAAGGCAUCUUCUAAGCAAGUUAUAGAUUUGAGCAAUGGCGAGAUUGUGGGACCGUAUGACGAGUCAAAGACAAAACAGUAUGUGAUUGAGAAAGUUCUUACUGCACAACCCGUGAUCAGUGAUGAAAGCUUUAUUGUGACUACAUCGUGUCAGGUGCCAAAAGUAUCCAAAAAGAAUAGUCCCAACUGUUGCUGCAAUAAUAAGAAAAAGAAUAUAAGCAAAUCAAAGAUUUUGCAAACGUAUAUCAAGAAUCGCCUUGGCGAAAGACUACCUUCAACCAAAGUUGAAUUUGUUCAAGAGAAAGAGUUUAAAAAGCAAGAAAAUGGGAGAAACUCAGAAUUAGAGUUAGACACAGUUAAAAAGGAUGAAGCAAUAUUUGAAGUUAUUCCUGUAGCAUCGUGUUCUAUUCCGGGAACCUGCUGCUGUGACAACAACUGUUCGUGCCUGGGGUGUAUGGUACAUGGAAAUACCAAAGAAAGUACACAGCUUGAGACUUAUCAAAACCACCUGCAAGUAACUGACCUUGCUCAGCUUAAAAACGAGCAGAAUUUGGUAUUCAAUAGCAUCCCAAAUGUAAGACUACCAUCAUCAUUGUAUCAGUCUAAUAGUAUCGCAAUCGGCACGCUACCGCAACAUGUACCUGGACCUGGACCUGGACCUGGACCUGGACCUGGACCCGGACCCGCACUUGGGCCUGGACCCGCACCUGAACCUGUACCCGCACCUGCAUCCAAGGAGUCUUUAUAUAAUAACCCUUGUUCAUGUCCACCUAAUGCUUGCGAUUGUGCCAAUUGUGAAACACAUGGUAUUAUCAAUGGUUAUAAAUUAGAUGAGUAUUUCCAAGACCAAGGGAAAUUAAUGAAUGUACUAGCAUCCGAUUUCAAUUUUGAUGAUUUUUUCCAAUUACCACAAGUUACAACAGCUACCACCACCACCACCACAACAGCAACAAAGUCUCACAUUAACGAUGGUUGGGAUAUUUUAACAAAUGAUUAUGAACCUCACAUUACUAAUGGAGAUUCAACCAAACUCCCACGCCUGAAUCACAUUCAACCAGACCAAAACCCACUUACCACGCCCCAUGCAUGGAUCUUAUCCAGUAAAAACCCCUAUUCAAAUACCCACUGA